Messenger RNA from Botrytis fragariae, 1455 nucleotides. Its product is annotated as putative cytochrome p450 protein. The coding region runs from base 1 to 1455 and encodes 484 amino acids. Gene Ontology annotation, molecular function: oxidoreductase activity, acting on paired donors, with incorporation or reduction of molecular oxygen; monooxygenase activity; iron ion binding. The transcript is spliced from 7 exons. The record is from RefSeq and is a predicted model, not a curated record. Lineage: Eukaryota; Fungi; Ascomycota; Leotiomycetes; Helotiales; Sclerotiniaceae.
AUGAUUGUAUUUUAUAUUGGCAACAGUUGGAUGUGGAGAAGUGCCAAACAUUGUUUCCAACGACAUCUUAAUGACUUGAUACCUCUAGUAGCUUUUCAGUUAUUCGUUUUCGAAAAUUGUUGCCACUUAUCAUCCAAUAUGGGUGUCAUAGCUAUCAUCGCAACUAUCCUUGAAGAAAACAAUAUUAUGGUAGCAUUUCUUGCUUUGCUAGCGUAUCCCAUAUCAAGUGCUGUCUACAAUAUCUACUUCCACCUUCUCGCGAAAUUCCCAGGUCGUAAGCUGUGGACUGCUUCGCGACUCCCCUUCAUAUACUACCUUCUUACAGGGCAGCUCGUGAACAAAGUCAAAGAAUUCCACAACACCUAUGGAGAAUUCUACCGUCUCGUACCAGGUGAAGUAUCGUUCGCCAGCGAGGAAGCCCGGAACGACAUAUACACCUUCCGUUGCGGACAUAAGCCUGCUUUGAGAGACAAGGUUUGGUAUGUUGCACCGAAUAAUCAAGCCGAUAACCUCAUUACAACGACUGACUUCAAGUUCCACGCUCGUGUUCGAGGAUUGAUGAGCAGUUCUUUCACCGAUGAAGCGCUCCGUACACAAGAAGCUGCCGAGAAACCUGAGAAUUUGAACAGAGGUGCUCGAAUCAUUGUUACAGACUGGUCGAAUUUUUUCAUAAUCGGCGUACGCAAACUGUUCAGUUAUCUCAAGGGAAUGUCAAUUGUCGCCGCUCCUCGAUUCUACCCCGCAAUGGAAUUUCUGUUUCAGAAAUUGAUUCCGAAAAGGAUCAUGGAGGAACGGAGACAGCAUAUCGCGUAUGCCGAAAAGAUGAUCAGUCGUCGCUUAGAUACGAAAAGCGAUCGUCCGAAUUUCAUGACUCUUUUCAUGAGAGACAAUAUCAAUUUUGAAAAUGUGUCCCGCGAGGUGAUUUUAUCGACCUCUUAUUUUAUUAUCGUGGGUGGUUCUGAAACUUCAGCAACAGUGAUAACUGGUAUAUUUAACCACCUCACUAAAAAGAAUAAUAAGCGAAUCCUUGACAGACUUUGUAAUGACAUCAGAACAAAGUUCGAGGAAGAGAAGGACAUUACUUUGGAUGCAACCCGAAGCACACCUAUCACUUAUUUGGAAGCUGCGAUGAAUGAGGGCUUGAGAAAAUGCAAUCCAAUUCCUAGUGGACUGCCACGUGUAGUCCCCGAAGGUGGGGAUGAUUAUUGUGGGAUAUUCCUCCCGGCUGGUAAAAGAUUAGCAGUUCGGACAUACGCGACCAAUCGAUCCAAAAAGAUAUUUGGAGAUCCAGACGAAUUUGUUCCUGAACGCUGGUUACCGACCGGCCAACAAUCGAAGAAAUAUGCAAACGAUCAGCUCUCGGCUAGCAAACCUUUCAGUGUUGGGUUCCUUAGCUGUCUUGGAAGUCUCUUGCAUGGGCGGAGAUCCGUCUCGCAGCCACUAGACUCUUAUUGA